AUGCCAUAUUCUGCUAAAUUCCGCCCAGAGACUGCGGACGCAGCUGGGCUUGGAAAUCGGCUUGAGAGAGACGUACUAACUGACAACCAUUUCAGUGAUAAUCAAUCACGCUACGAGUUUCAAAUCCAGUCUGAAGACAUAUCUGACGACCUGCAAGGUUCUGCAGUUGAGAUGCAUAACAAACUUGACGGAAAACUCGGUAACAUGGAGUUAUACCGGGGAAAUGCUCACCUAGAACCUGUGGAUAAGCAAGACAAUGACCAGGAACCUACAGCUGGCUUUGCUGAGGAGGUUGAGUCUAAUUCUCAGUCAGUACCCGACGAGCCUAGAGGGAUACCAAAAUCUGAGCAGACUUUCAGCCAUGAUGGUCUUAAUGUCGAAACAGAUCAGAUCAGUAAAACAGUCAUUGAUCCUCUCUUGACCAUGAGAUGUACAGCCGGAAACAGGCGCGGUGGCAGAGAAUCUCAUGAUCCGCCGUUGGCAUUACCCUACCCCAUAAGUGAUCCAGAAACUGAUAAUCAGAGCGUCACGAGUUGGGGUACGCACUCCUCAAACGCUUUGAACAAGUUGACAAAGGCUGUUCGAAGAAAUAAUCAGGAUUCUCCUUCCAAAUAUACAGCAACAACACUAGUGAACAGCAGUCCCCGUCACACUCCUGCCAAAGGAAGAGCGACAACGGAAGAGAGCGUCGGUAACAGCGCUGGUGAGCAACCCUACUGGAUGCUUGUCACUCAAUCGGAUGUCGAUUUUGCCUCCGAAAGCCUCGAGCAAAUAGAGGGCUUCGAUAUGGCCGAAAAUACCCCGGAAACUUACAAAGACGUAUUGACAUCGUGGCGAAAAGGGCAAGACAAUACCACUUACUCAGACGGCUCGGAAUGGAGGGAUCUCAUGGAAGCAAGCUACAAAGGCCGAUACAAAAGUUCUAUUCUAUACGCCAUGACCGCGAUAGCAUUUUGCCGAUGGCACGAACACCAAGCGCAGCUUGAAUCGCAACGCUCUGGGGACUCGCUGAAAUCAGCCAAGAUAACGGUGACGGCAAGAAUCCUCUCGGCAUCCGCACCUGAUCAACUCGCGUCAUCGCGAGACCGGCAACGCCGAUCACUCAAUAUACACCUUACUCGUGGCAGGAAGUGGUCUCAGCUGAUAGAGGAGCUCAGCCUUGGCAUCUUAUUUAAGUACACUUGGGCUCUUGGAAAGGCCGACAAAUCCUCUCUUCAAGAACUAAUCUUUUCUCUAAAGAAUUCUCCUGCGAAGUUGUCAGUUUUGAAGUUUCUAGAGACACAGCUAGAGAUGUUCUUAUCGCGAGGUCGAACAGAUCCAGAUGCUCUGAAGCAGGCCCUCAAAGACGAGAACCUCUUGCAUUGUUCACCACAGUCUUUCGACAUAUCGGUAGAAGUGAAUCGUCUCCAAACGGCAAUGAGAAAGUCAAGUCCUGUGGGCAGACUGCAUAUACUGGGCUCAACAUGGGGCUUCUAUAUCGACGAGCUCGCUAGGCUGAACCCAUCGCAAUGGUUUGGCGAGGAUUUGGUCCAGCUUUGCAUACAUCUAGCCGACAGAUUACCUCACGUGCGCGUUGGAUUUCCUGUCGCAAUACAUGAUAGACACACGGGGAAGCCACUGGUCGACCCCCUCAAAUGGGUCAAGAAACGUAUCGAGAAAUGGAAUGCUGAACAAGCAGAGGGUCACCUUACAUGCUUCUUUCCGCUCUUCUUGCAGAACGAUCAUUUUACCCUGCUCGAAAUAAAUCAAACCGAUGACUCCGUGAGCCACUAUGACACUGCUAAAUACAACAGUCGCCCUGUCAAAGCGGCUUGUAAGGCCCAGUUCCCCCAUCUACGCUAUAUGGACCAGCAAACUCUCAAUCAAGAUGACAAUUCCAGCUGUGGCCCGCUAGUCGUCGCAAUUGCUCGCAGACGCAUGAUGAGCCGGUCUAUCGAAAGCUUGAUUCGCCACGACGCUAAACAGUUACGAUUCGAUGCCCUCAGUUUGAUUCGAAGGGCCUGGGAUAGCAAGAUACUCAUCCCGGAACCCGGUGAUGACUACAAAGCGGAAGACGAUGUUACAAUGAGCACAGAGCUUUUGUGUAUUCCAAGUCCUGAGCGUAUGAAGGAUAUGGACUCAGGCGAGAAACACAUCGAAUUCGUGGACCAGAAAAGUCAGAAGAGGAAACGAGUAACACGCAGUAUGACAUGCGAGAUGCCAGUCACACGGAGCAAAGCGAGGAAGAUUAGCUGA
Molecule: messenger RNA, 2235 nt
Organism: Truncatella angustata
Lineage: Eukaryota; Fungi; Ascomycota; Sordariomycetes; Amphisphaeriales; Sporocadaceae
Exons: 4
Coding region: 1-2235 (744 amino acids)
Source: RefSeq, a predicted model, not a curated record